ACGCGCAGCAACAUGUCGAAGCCAAACGCCGUUCACGAUGAAGACCCCCAGGCCUUGAAGGAUGACCUGCCUAUUGACCCACCGCACGUGCCCUUGACUGAGAAGGAGAACAAACGCAUUUGUCACAAGACCGACCGUACCAUUCUCCUUGUUCUUAUCUGGGUCUACUUUCUACAGAUUCUCGACAAGACCGUCCUUGGAUAUGGAGCCACAUAUGGAAUGGAGACCGAUACAGGGUUGACAGGAAACCAAUACUCGUUGAUUGGCUCCAUUGCCCCUAUCGCUCAACUGUGCUGGCAGCCGUUCUCCUCCUACCUCAUCGUCAAAGUUCCUCCGAAGAUUCUGAUGCCGAUUCUGUGUCUUGGCUGGGGUAUUGCUCAGGCGUGCAUGGCCGCUUGCCACAACUUCAGCGAGUUGAUGGCUGCUCGCUUUUUCCUCGGACUCUUCGAAGCGGGAUGUUUGCCACUCUUCGGUAUCAUUACUAGCCAAUGGUACCUUCGAUCGGAACAGCCAAUUCGUAUCGCAGCUUGGUAUGGCACCAAUGGUCUAGCUACUAUUGUGGCCGCUGCUCUGUCUUAUGGUUUAGCGCACAUUAACUCGGAUAUUCUAGCGUCUUGGCAAAUUAUCUUCCUAUUUGUAGGUCUAGUGACUAUAGUCUCCGCUCCGAUCGUCUACUGGCGCCUGGACAACGACGUCAGCACUGCUCGAUUCCUGAACGAAACCGAAAGGCUCCAGGGUAUGGAACGUCUCCGCGCCAACCAAACGGGUACUGGAUCCACAGAUUUUAAGCUCAGUCAUGUCUACGAAGCCGUCCUCGAGCCCAAAACAUACUUGUGGAUCAGUAUGGCAAUGUUACUAAACAUCGGUGCCAGCGUGACCAACACAUUUGGUCCCUUGAUUAUUGGCGGCCUGGGCUACGGUAAAUACCGCACCAGCCUAUUGACAAUGCCAUUCGGAGCGAUGCAACUUAUCGCUAUCUUGGUUUCCAGCUGGCUGGCUCAGACUGCUCGUGUCAAGGGAGCCAUUCUCGCAACAUUCAUGCUUCCUGUGAUCGCUGGCCUGGCCAUUCUAUAUGCUGUGCCACGAACAGACGCGAACCAAGGUGCCCUUCUCGCAGGAUAUUACUUGCUUGCGUUCCUAUUUGGCGGAAAUCCAUUGAUCGUCACCUGGAUUGUUGGUAAUACUGCAGGAAGUACCAAAAAGUCGGUUGCCAUGAGUCUAUACAAUGCGGCUACCUCUGCUGGCAACAUUGUUGGCCCAUUGUUAUUUGACUCAAAGGAUGCCCCGGACUAUCACCCGGGUCUGCGUGCUUGUUUGGGAAUUUUUUGUGCUUUGGCGUGCGUUGUCCUUAUUCAGUGGGGUAAUCUGUGGUUCCUCAACAAGCAGCAAGCUCGUCGCCGUGUUCGUAACGGUAAGAGCGCUAUCAUCGUUGAUCAUUCGAUGCAAUCUCACUUCCAUGGUGUUGAGGAAGGUAAUAUGGAUGGUGUGACUCAUGCUGGUACGCAGGCGAAUCAGGAUAUUACUGAUAGGGAGAAUGAUGAGUUUGUAUAUAUUUAUUAG
Penicillium pulvis is the source of this 1560-nucleotide messenger RNA. Its product is annotated as putative MFS transporter. Lineage: Eukaryota; Fungi; Ascomycota; Eurotiomycetes; Eurotiales; Aspergillaceae. Gene Ontology annotation, biological process: transmembrane transport. Gene Ontology annotation, molecular function: transmembrane transporter activity. The annotation marks the transcript as partial. The transcript has 2 exons. The record is from RefSeq and is a predicted model, not a curated record. Gene Ontology annotation, cellular component: membrane.